Molecule: messenger RNA, 1623 nt
Organism: Polistes dominula (European paper wasp)
Lineage: Eukaryota; Metazoa; Arthropoda; Insecta; Hymenoptera; Vespidae
Product: piggyBac transposable element-derived protein 4-like
Source: RefSeq, a predicted model, not a curated record
AUGAGUACAAAGCAUAAAAAUAGUAUUAUGUCUGAAACUGAAGUAGCCGAUUUUGAAAAUGAAAAUAAUGUCCACCGGUGUAAAAGACGACGGAGAAAUAAUAUAUGCAGUACUUCAGAAUCAGAAGCAGAGKUAAUUGACGAUAAUACAAAGGACACCCAGUGCAACACAACAUGGACAUCGAAAAAUUUCGCACCAAGGAUUCAUAAAUUUUCCUCAAAAAAUUCAGGACUAAAGAAGRAAAUAGGAAGAUCGUCAAAAAUUAUCGAUUACUUCGAACUAUUUUUUUACCAAGAGCUCGUAGAAUAUAUUGUAGAUGAGACUAAUUAUUACUCGGCUCAAAAGAGCAAUAACAACAUGUAUACUCAAAAAAACACGACAUUAGAGGAAAUGUACUGUUUCUUUGCGUUGUCACUACUCAUGACACGUAAUAAAAAACUAACGUUACACGAGUAUUGGAGUACGGAUAAAUUUUUACAAAGUAGUAUUUUCAGUGAAGUAAUGAACAGAGAUCGGUAUCUUUGGAUACUACAGAUGAUACAUUUUACCCGUCAACAAGGGCCCGCUGAAAAUCAUCUAUAUAAAAUAAGUGACCUAACAAACAUGCUACGAGAAUCGUUCUGCGAGACAUUUUAUCCAUAUGAAAAAAUUUGUAUUGAUGAAAGCUUGAUGUUAUAUAAAGGUCGGCUUUCCUUCAAGCAGUACCUUCCGUCGAAAAGGAAUCGAUUUGGAAUAAAAUCAUACAUACUCUGUGAUUGUAAAACAGGCUAUGUCCAAGAUCUUAUAGUUUACGAAGGAAAGUCAACUGUUACAGAAAGUGACAUCAGCGGAAUUGGAAAAUCAGGUGCAAUUGUUUUAUCGCUCUUGCAACCAUAUUUAGGCCAAGGUCACACACUGUACACUGAUAACUUUUAUUCGAGCCCAGCAUUAUUUAACUUUUUACACGAUAACUAUACGAAUGCAUGCGGCACUGUCAAGAAAAGACGUCAAGGAAUGCCGAAGAUGGAAGAGAGACUGAAAAGAGGAGGAGCAUGUUUUCGUACAAUAAAAAACUUGCUAGCGUUGAAGUGGAUGGACAAAAAAGAAGUCUAUAUGAUUUCCACUUUACAUACUGUAAAUUUUGAAGCAGUAUCGAGAUAUGGAGGGCAACAGAGUGUCCAGAAGCUCAUUUGCAUCACAGAUUACAAUAAGUCAAUGGGAAUUGUAGAUAAGGUGGACAUGGUACUAAGUACCGUAAAUUCAACGCGAAAAUCACUAAAAUGGUAUCAGAAAUUUUUUUUCCACCUCAUGGACAUCUGUGUGUGGAACGCAUAUUGUAUGUACAAACAUAAUCGGAGAGAAACAAUAUCGAUGGCAAAAUUUCAUCUGACGCUGAUAAAACAGAUAGUCCAAAAGUAUCGUCAUAAUGCAACGGGACGUCAAGGCAGACCCGCUGAUAAUCCGAUGAGGUUAACCGACAGGCAUUUUCCCACAUUUUGUAAGCCGAAAAACAGAAGACGACGAAGUGUGAUUUGUAGCAAAAAUGAUAAAAGAACGGAUUCGUGGUAUGAGUGCAAAGAUUGCGAUAUUGGCCUUUGUAUAGAUCCUUGCUUCAGAAUAUACCMCACAGAAUUAUAUUAUUAG